UGUUCAUUCAUUUGGAAGCUGCGUUCGUCAGUUUCCCGCCAUUUCGCCACCUUGGUUGGCAUUUUCCUUAUACGCUCUGGUAGCAUUCGUUUGUUUCUGCGUUUGUAUGAAAAUUUAAUUCGGAUGAAUUUUCCUGUCUUUAUAUGCUUAGUAUCAGUUCGGCAAACAAAAGGUAUGUUCGUUUUUUUGUGAAUUGAAGGUUUUGCAUUCCCUUAUUAUUUUGGCUGAUUAGGCAUGCGCAUUGAAGGUAGUUCAGGGUAAUGCUCAUUUGGUUGUUGCUAUUUAAAGAGACUAGGUGUUCUUUUUCGCUCUUCUUGGGUUUAAGCUGAAAUUUCUUAAGAAUACUUUCUUUGGCGUUUAUUCUGGUUAGUGCAGGUAAGAAGCAUUAUUUUACCUUUACCAUUUAGGUUUACCCUUUUAAUAGGUAUUCUUCAUUUAUCAUUUUUAAUUCUUGUGUAUUCCUUCAUAUAGCUGCCCUAAUGGCAGCGUCUAGGUCUUCAAGAGGGUCUCCUUCUAGGCACUCAAGGUAAAUUUUUUGCUUUUUAUUGGAUUAAAAGAACGCAAAGAAAUUGUAUUUUCAAUCCUCCUCUUUCCAUUUGGUUUUAGUGUCCAUGAGUUUGACACAUCGGAAAGAUCUGUUGGAGGAAAGAAGUCUCACAAGUCUACCCGUUGUAUUGCAUGUGAUGCUAAGGCUUUGGAAGGAAAGAAGCUAUGUGGUACUUGUUUGUCCGAAGCAGCUGGUUCUCCUAAGGAUCCAUCUCCAGAGAUUAUGAAGUGGAUCCAGAUGGCAGUAGAUAAGUCCAUGGAACAGUAG
Pelobates cultripes (western spadefoot toad) is the source of this 814-nucleotide messenger RNA. The record is from the annotation of a GenBank genome assembly. Lineage: Eukaryota; Metazoa; Chordata; Amphibia; Anura; Pelobatidae.